AGUCGGGUAGGUGAUUUCUGCUGUUCAGCCGACUUGCAGAGUGAGCAUUGAGCCUGACAAAUCGUGACGAUGUCGUACUCCAACACUCUUGGGGCUCGCCAAGCCCUCCAGGAACACGUUCUCGCUGUUUCGAGGGACUUUAUCUCUCAGCCGCGGCUCACGUACAAAACCGUAUCCGGUGUGAACGGUCCACUGGUAAUCUUGGACGAGGUGAAGUUCCCCAAGUUUGCUGAAAUUGUGCAGCUGAGGCUUGCCGAUGGAUCCCUGCGAUCUGGACAGGUCCUUGAGGUCUCGGGAUCGAAAGCUGUCGUACAGGUGUUCGAGGGUACCUCCGGAAUCGACGCCAAGAACACGCUCUGUGAAUUCACCGGUGAUAUUCUCCGUACCCCCGUCUCUGAGGACAUGUUGGGUCGUGUAUUCAACGGCUCAGGAAAACCCAUCGACAAGGGACCCCCGAUUCUCGCCGAGGACUUCCUUGACAUUCAGGGACAGCCCAUCAAUCCCUGGUCCCGUAUCUAUCCAGAGGAGAUGAUCCAAACUGGUUUAUCCGCCAUCGAUGUAAUGAAUUCUAUCGCUCGUGGUCAAAAGAUUCCAAUUUUCUCCGCAGCAGGUCUGCCGCACAACGAAAUCGCCGCUCAAAUUUGUCGUCAAGCUGGUCUUGUGAAAUUGCCUGGAAAAUCUGUGCUCGACUCUCACGAGGAUAACUUUGCCAUUGUCUUCGCCGCUAUGGGUGUCAACAUGGAGACGGCACGUUUCUUCAAGCAAGAUUUCGAGGAAAACGGUUCCAUGGAAAACGUGUGCUUGUUCUUGAAUUUAGCCAACGACCCGACCAUCGAGCGUAUCAUCACUCCUCGUCUGGCUCUUACCGCCGCCGAAUUCCUUGCUUACCAAUGCGAAAAACACGUCCUGGUUAUUCUAACUGACAUGUCUUCCUACGCCGAAGCUUUGCGAGAGGUUUCAGCUGCCCGUGAAGAGGUACCCGGACGACGUGGUUUCCCUGGUUACAUGUACACCGAUUUGGCCACCAUAUACGAACGUGCCGGACGUGUAGAGGGACGCAACGGAUCCAUUACCCAGAUUCCUAUUCUUACUAUGCCCAACGACGACAUUACUCACCCUAUUCCUGACUUGACCGGUUACAUCACCGAGGGACAGAUUUACGUAGAUCGUCAGCUUCACAACAGGCAGAUCUACCCACCCAUCAACGUACUCCCGUCACUUUCCCGUCUCAUGAAGUCCGCCAUUGGCGAAGGCAUGACCCGAAAGGAUCACUCCGACGUUUCCAACCAGCUGUACGCUUGCUAUGCCAUCGGUAAGGAUGUCCAGGCCAUGAAGGCUGUCGUCGGUGAGGAGGCUUUGACCCCUGAUGAUCUCCUGUACCUUGAGUUCCUUGGCAAGUUUGAGAAGAACUUCAUCUCUCAGGGCAGCUACGAAAAUCGUACGGUAUUCGAAUCGCUUGACAUUGGCUGGCAGUUGCUUCGUAUAUUCCCCAAGGAGAUGCUGAAGCGUAUCCCAGCUUCCACACUGGCAGAAUUCUACCCCAGAGACUCUCGCCAUUAAGCGUAUAAAGUAACUGUUGUUUAAUUGGCCGACAACAUCUUUUACGGGCCAAUUAAAUGUCACAUAUACAUACAAAGAACGACAAAUAGCGAAAUCGGUUGUAACGUACCAAAAGGUCUGUGUUAUAUAUCAUGUAAUAUACUAAAACAGCUGCUACACUAAAGCGCUACCUAUUGAUUAUCGAAAGUAUUACUAAGAUCCUUACGAUUUUUUUUCGUGUAUCAAACACGUCCGUCACAGUGGUAAAACGAUUACGGUUUACGGUUUCAAUUCGUAUUCAAUAAUCUAAUACCAUCAACUUUGUUUCGAGAUCCUAAGCAAUUCAAAAGGUAUAUACCUAGUCCGGUACCUUGAACAUUAACAGAGAGAUGAGGAGAUAAUUUAAAAAUUAAAGAAAUUUGAAAUAAUGAAAUGAAUAAACUGAUGGCCGAUUUGAUGAAUUAAAAAAAUAAAAUAAAUCUAGCCACGCGAGAUAAGACAAUAUUGUAAAUGUUUUCUUCUGUCAUAAUAUUAAAAUAUACAUAUAUGUUUUACUAUUAAAUUUAGGGCCGUAGAUAAAUCGUACAUAUUUCAUUCUAGGCAUAGGUAUUAGAGCUAUAUUAGCACGUUAAACUGAAAGUGAAAAUCAUCCAUUGAAUACUUUCAACGAAAGCGUCCCAUGUUCGAAGUUAUUAAUUCAGGAAGGAAAAGUACCAAGACGACGCUUGAAUUUGGGGAUUACUGAGAAAUCAAAGCAGCUUACACCAAGGCCAAACGUGUUUUAUCGUCCGAUAAAGUAUAAAGCUACGCACAAAAUCAUGGUUUCGACGUAUUCCUCCAUGCCGAGCUAGUGAACUCUACAAACUCACAAUUAUCUUUACGCGAUGGGAUAAAGUAUACAGUCUAUUAAAGGGUCGUGUAAAUUGUAAUAUAUUGUGUAUUCAGUAUUGUAAAAAAUUGUUAACUAAUCCAGUUCACUUUGAAUCAAUGUCUUAUAAAUGGCAUAAAAUUGUCCCUACAUUCCAAUAAGACCGUAAAAACGAUGAACAAAAGAAACUAUUCUUUACAAAUAAUAUGUGAAGCUGCAUCAUAGAAGUUCGAUUCUCCGAUAACCCUGACUGCUGGUUUACAUUUUAAAACUUGGUUACUAAACUUGCGCUAAAUGGAAACACAUUUUCUUUGAGAGAAAAAUUUAACUAUGUUGUGAAUAUCUGUAUCACGGAGAUUAUAAUUAAACAAUAAAAAAAAACCAUUGUGUUAAUGACGAAU
Neodiprion fabricii is the source of this 2808-nucleotide messenger RNA. RefSeq names its product V-type proton ATPase subunit B (gene Vha55). Gene Ontology annotation, biological process: ATP metabolic process; proton transmembrane transport. Lineage: Eukaryota; Metazoa; Arthropoda; Insecta; Hymenoptera; Diprionidae. Gene Ontology annotation, molecular function: ATP binding; proton-transporting ATPase activity, rotational mechanism. The transcript is spliced from 4 exons. The record is from RefSeq and is a predicted model, not a curated record. Gene Ontology annotation, cellular component: proton-transporting V-type ATPase, V1 domain. The coding region runs from base 70 to 1560 and encodes 496 amino acids.